Molecule: messenger RNA, 810 nt
Organism: Colletotrichum graminicola M1.001
Lineage: Eukaryota; Fungi; Ascomycota; Sordariomycetes; Glomerellales; Glomerellaceae
Exons: 3
Coding region: 1-810 (269 amino acids)
Source: RefSeq, a predicted model, not a curated record
AUGAACAUGGGGGAAGACAACGCCUUCGACGGCGAGGAGAGGCAUCAGGAGGAGCGUCGACAAAUGAAGGAUGCCGAAACUGCCAAUGCUGAAGCCGUUGCCGCUGGAGCCAGGCUAGCUGCCGGUUCUGGUCCCAAUGCAUUGCCUCUGGACACGAAUCAACUUCUAUCGGUUUUGGGCCUUCUCGACGACCAACCGUUAGGAACACCGGUGGUAGUGGCAGCACCAGCUGCGUCAGGCACAAGCUUGAAUAACAACGCAAACGUGCCGACAGUCACCUCCUUCGUGACGGUAACUCUGCCGGCUCAGACAAUCAUGGUCACGUUGUCAACAACAAUUACAGUGACUGGGACACCCCCAGUACCGUCUACCAUUCCUGUUCCGCCGCCGCCCCCUCCUCCUCCAGUGACAACAUCAUCACCACCACCACCUCCACCACCUCCACCGAUGAGUACGGCUCCGCCGCCGCCGCCGGUAGUGCUACCGCCUCCUCCUCCACCUCCCCAAUCUCCUGUGACCGGGAUUACGACUCCCCUGAUGGGAUCCGGCCCGUUGACAAUUCCACCCUUGAUCUCAGCUACCUCUCACACGUCCUCGAUAUCAGCAUCGGCAACAAGCAGUCCUAAAGGCGGCGCCGCUGGCACCCCUACUGCGGUCGUAUUACUCGGUGUUUUCGGUGGUGUUGCUGGUGUUUCACUGUUGGCAAUGGGGGCAUUUAUCUACGGCCUCAUGAGAAAGAGGAAAGUCAAGGGCGAGACUGAAUCUGGUAGUGUCGAGAGCAUGCAGAUUGGACGGCCCAUGCCGACCUAG